Molecule: messenger RNA, 2691 nt
Organism: Plectropomus leopardus (leopard coralgrouper)
Lineage: Eukaryota; Metazoa; Chordata; Actinopteri; Perciformes; Serranidae
Product: ectonucleotide pyrophosphatase/phosphodiesterase family member 7
Source: RefSeq, a predicted model, not a curated record
CAAUAUCUUGUUAUAAGGAGAAACUUUGUGUUAUUACCUGAUACUCAUCAGUACUUUUACUCUCAUAUGUGGAAAACCUCCUGUGAAGCGGUCCAUGUCCUCUGAGACGCCUCAGCUGUUUAUCGCUGUGUUGCGUGAUAAAACAACAUAUUACAAACUUUAUAAACGUCAGACUCGUGAGCAGCUAUCAGCAGGUCCACAGAUUACGGAUGCGGAUCGAUAAGAGCCCGUUUGUUUCCAGUCGAAGGUCUCGUCCUUCGGCAGCUCAGCAGAUCUCUAUCACAGUUACACAUUAAUUAAACCUGGAGGAAGGAGCUGCAGGUGAGCGCGCGGACAGGUGAGGCGUCACUCUCAGUUCGACCUGAAGAUGAAGAUGAAGAUGAGGCUGGAGCUCGUCCUGGUCGUCUCGGCGGUGAUCUGUGCUGCCGGGAAGCCUCUGAGCAAGGCGGCGGAGAGGAACAAGCUGCUGCUCAUCUCCUUCGACGGCUUCAGGUGGGACUACGACCAGGACGUGGACACGCCGCACCUGGACCAGCUGGCGGCGGACGGGGUCAAGGCCAAAUACAUCACCCCGCCGAUGCUGACCAUGACCUCCCCGUCUCACUUCACCACCAUCACCGGCAGGUGGGUGGAGGAUCAUGAAGUCGUUCACAACAUGAUGUUUAACACCAAAACGAACCAAAAACUUCCUCACAAAGUGACCAUGACCAGAUCGGAGUGGUGGGACAACGGAGUCCUGCCGUUAUGGAUCACCGCCCAGAACCAGGGUCUGAAAACGGCUUCCUUCCACUACCCAGGAGGCGGGGCCAACUACAGCGGCCAGGCGGUAAACAGAGCUCUGGUGGAGAAGCAUGGAUUCCCGGACGACAACGAGACCGAGUGGCGUCAAAACAUCGACAAGGUGAUGAGCUGGUUUAAAGAUGAAGACUUCGACUUGGUGACGCUGUACUACGGCGAGCCGGACAACGUGGGCCACGCCAAGGGGCCGGACCACCCAGACAGGAAGAAGAUCAUCCAGCAGAUUGACCGCACCAUUGGCUACCUGAGGUCAGCCAUCGAACGCCAUGGCCUAAACAACAGACUUAACAUCAUGAUCACGUCCGACCACGGCAUGACCACCGUCAAGAAGCGACCACAGGUGGACGAGAUCAUCCUCAACAAGUACCUGAAUCUACUCAAGCUCGCCAGCUUCGAGAUCCUCGACUACGGCGGGUUCGGCAUCCUGACGCCGCGGCCGGGGAGGGAGCAGGAGGUGUUCGACGCUCUCUCCAAGGCACCUAAUCUGACGGUCUACAAGAAAAACGAGAUCCCCGAGAGCUUCCACCUCGCCAAAAGUGAGCGGCUGCCUCCCAUCGUCAUCGUCGCAGAUCUGGGAUUCAACCUGAACUCUAGAUUCAUCGUCUACGUUAACAAAGGCGACCACGGCUUCCACAACGGAGAGAUGGACAUGAAGACCAUCUUUAGGGCCUUUGGACCCGAUUUCAAGAAGAACUUCCUGUCUGAGCCGUUCGACAGCAUCCACAUCUACCCUCUGAUGUGCAAAGUGCUGCAGAUCGAACCGGCGCCGCACAACGGAUCUCUGGCGGUGACCGAGAAGAUGUUGCUGCACAGCGGUGGAUCUCAGAGAGCUCGACUGUCCGCGGCUCUGCUGCUGUCGGUGCUGCUCUCCGUGCUCGCUGCGCUCUAACUGAUCCUGAAUCAGCUCACAUCACUUCAUCUGAGGGUUUGAACCCCGUCAGCAUCACUGUUCUCCAACUUUACAACAAAACAUCGAGGUGAACUGAAAUGUGUGAUAUUUAUAAAUAAUACUAAGUUAUGACUGUGCGCUUUUCUUUUUCAUGUUGCGACACGUAAUUGGCAGUUUUAUGAUGCUGAUGCAGCAGGAACAUGAUGUUUGCCAGCUGUUAGUGUCGACUUCAGAUUUCUGACAUCAUUUUGAAGACUGAAGGUGUGUAACCCCUAAGGUCUCUUCGAUUCAUUUUUCACGCUUUGUACUCUCCAUUUUUUUGAUAAUUCUGGCCGUGUUCAUGCAAAUAAAAUACAUUUUGGCAAGACUGUGUAUUUUUGUUUGAUCUUGGAAUUUCAUUCAUUUCAAUAUCACUGACUGUAUGAAUAAUAUAGCUUUAUAGCAACUAGCUUAAAGAGGUCGUACCUUGACAUUGUCAAUAAAUCAAUCCUCCCCCGCUGCUUGUGUAGUCCAGUUAAACGGUUAUGACCGUAGCUCUGCUGAACUGUGCAUGUAAACUGUUUGUCUUUGAGGCUCUUUUCUGUUCGCUGGGAUAUCGCUGCUGCUCUCCCUGCCUCAGACUUGUUAGAGCACGGAAGUGCGGAGACGUGUCAGAACAGAGCCGCACUGCCAAAUAAUACACUGCAAAUGGAAAUAAAGUGUUUCUCCUGAGCGAGUUGAUCCUCUGACAGGAAUCUGUCUCCGUUUCAGUGACCUGAAAUCAAAUUUUCAUUAAAGAGUCUAAUGGACUCUGAUCGUCGUCACCAAACUGAUUUUAUUUUAACUUUAAGAGGAAACUCUGACGACAGCGGCUGUGACAUCAUUCAGUCGGCCACUGCAGGCAACGAGGUGAGGCACAACAGUGAUCGCACACACACUCUCACACACACGCACAGCCACACACACACACAAAGAAACACACACACAUAAACAACUUAAAUCAGCAUGAUGGAUUAAAUAAAAAC